AUGCCGCUCCCGCGCUUCGCAGCGACCUACCUCGGCCACCCGUGGCGAUGGACCCUGCUGACGGCCAAGACGCUGGCCUUCGUCCACUGCUUCGUGACGUACGGCUACAGCCUCGGCCCCGCCUACGGCCCGUCCAUGCUGCCCACGUUCGAGGUCCUGAGCGAGUGGCUGCUCAUCUCCAAGCGGCACAGGAACGGCCGUAACCUGAGCGUCGGCGACCUCGUGGUCUACAAGAUCCCCAUCGAGCCCAACGCCGACGGCAUCAAGCGCGUGCUGGGCCUGCCCGGCGACUACGUCCUCAUCAACUCGCCCGAGAGUGAGAGGGACACCAUGAUCCAGGUGAGUAGAUAG
This is a messenger RNA of Thyridium curvatum, 351 nucleotides long. RefSeq lists its product as uncharacterized. Gene Ontology annotation, cellular component: mitochondrial inner membrane peptidase complex; membrane. Gene Ontology annotation, molecular function: serine-type endopeptidase activity. The coding region runs from base 1 to 351 and encodes 116 amino acids. Lineage: Eukaryota; Fungi; Ascomycota; Sordariomycetes; Thyridiales; Thyridiaceae. The record is from RefSeq and is a predicted model, not a curated record. The transcript has a single exon.